AUGAGCCUGGCCCACACCACUGUGCUCCUGUGGGCAUGGGGGAGUCUCCAUGCCUUUGAAAUUGUAGAGAAGGAGAACAUUUUUCAAAAGACCCCCUGCCCCGCUUACCUGAUGUUUGACAAUGCAGCCUACCUGGCUGACAUGAGCUUUGAGCUCCCCUGCCACUGCAAGCCUGAGGAGGUGCCAGCUGUAGUCUGGUUCUACCAAAAGCAUCUAGGCAGCAGCCACACCAAGGUGCUGACCGACUUCGAUGGGCGAGUGCUGACAGAGGCAGCUCAGGUGCGCGUGGGCAGCGACAUGCUGGUCCGCUUCAGUAUCCGCAUGUUUAGCCUGCUAGUUUUCCGGGCCCAGCCCGAGGACUCAGGUCUAUACUUCUGCGGCACCCGCAAAGGGGAGUACUUUUACGCCUAUGAUGUAGACAUCCAGAGCAGUGAGGGAAUGCUGGCCACCUUCCAGGACCAGGGCCAGAAGCCCGUUGCAGACGAGUUCUCUGGGAAGCUCCACAUCUUCACCACCUUUUGGGAGUGGACUCCCUGUGACCGCUGUGGGGUGCGUGGGGAGCAGUGGCGCUUUGGCCUCUGCUACCUGCAGAGCCCAGACCUAUCCCCACGCUACCGCAAGACAGUGCCUGACGUGGUGUCCUGUGGCUCUCAGGCUGUGUCGAGCAAGCUGCGAACCGAGGUCAGACACCACACUCCCGAGCUGCUGGUGCGGAGCUGUGUAGUACCCUGUCGGAAGAAGGAGAAGAUCCAGAAGGGUGUGCUGGCCAUCUUCAGCUAUGUGUCAAGAGUGGGUAGCCAGCCUUGGGUGCCCCAGGUGCCCAUUCAGUUCCACCAGCAGAGACUGGGCCACGGACUCAUUAUCUCCUGUCCUGGGGCCCGGCCAGAGCAUGCUGUGGCCUGGGACAAGGACCACCAGCACCUCUACCGUACACAGUACUUGAAGGGAGUCAACAGGUCCAUGAGGGUGUUUAUCGACCAUGGCAACCAGCUCCACAUCCGCUUCACCCAGCUGGAUGACCGGGGCAUCUACUAUUGCUGGCGGCAGGGAGUGCAGGUCGCUGGUUUCCGUCUGGCUGUGACAUCUCGAGGGCUCUACCCAGUCUCAUUCUCAGACCCUGAGACUCGCUCUGCUGUGGAGCUCACCUUGAUAGGAUACCUGUUCAUCAUAGCAGUCUUUGUCACCAUUCACCUCUGUCAUUGCUGCUGUUACUUAUUUCGCUUGUGUCCCUACUUCUCCUACUAG
This is a messenger RNA of Otolemur garnettii (small-eared galago), 1245 nucleotides long. Its product is annotated as Ig-like V-type domain-containing protein FAM187A. Lineage: Eukaryota; Metazoa; Chordata; Mammalia; Primates; Galagidae. The record is from RefSeq and is a predicted model, not a curated record. The transcript has a single exon. Bases 1 to 1245 code for a protein of 414 amino acids.